Beauveria bassiana ARSEF 2860 is the source of this 477-nucleotide messenger RNA. RefSeq lists its product as uncharacterized. The transcript has a single exon. NCBI's taxonomy places the organism in Eukaryota, Fungi, Ascomycota, Sordariomycetes, Hypocreales, Cordycipitaceae. Bases 1 to 477 code for a protein of 158 amino acids. The record is from RefSeq and is a predicted model, not a curated record.
AUGAAGUAUACCCUCUCCAUCGCGCUCCUCAGCGCCGCCGCUGCGGCAGCCCCCCCUCCCUCCAUUCCAGAGGCCAUGGACGACAAGAGUUUUUACAGCCUCAAACUCCCCGACUUCACCCCAUCGGGCGACCGCAUCGUCGAUUGGCGCUUCACAGCAAACAGCCCACUAGAGAAGCGCGCCCAAUGCCUUGGCACAGGAGGCAUCGCCAACGGGCAGUGCGUGCGGUACUACAGCAACCCGGGCUGCGCGGACCGGGACCACAUCAAGGGCUACAAGCCGACGUGCGCGGGCAACUGCUACGUGGAUAAGUUUAACUCGGUCAAGGCGAUUGGCGACGGCACGUACUCGACCAACUGCGAGCUGUACUCGGACACGCAGUGCCAGAACAGCCUGGGCAGCGUUGGGGGCAAGACGGGCGGCGGACACUGCAAGAAUGCCAGCGGCUGGAGCAUGAGGUGCUACUACCGAUGCUAG